Molecule: messenger RNA, 450 nt
Organism: Trichobilharzia szidati
Lineage: Eukaryota; Metazoa; Platyhelminthes; Trematoda; Strigeidida; Schistosomatidae
Source: the annotation of a GenBank genome assembly
AUGUGGAAAAAACAUCGGAAGACUUCCAAUAGAAAUAUAUCAAACUCUGCAGUACAACAAACUCAAGCUGAUGCUAGCAAGCCAAAAAAUAAUGCUGAUGAACAGUUAAUAACUAAUAAAGAUGUGAAAAAUGUACAGAAGUGUAUUAAUUGCUGUGAAGAGUACUCUGUUCACUUUCCAUAUAGUUUCAAUAUAUUUCUACCUGGAACUAAAGAAGUUAUAAAAGAAUUUAUUAUAUCAAGACAUCGUUUAACAACAUCUGGUUUAAGAUGUCGUCUGCGGAUGGGUUUGAACACGUUUGACAGUGGUUGCAAAUAUGGCAAAGAACGCGUUCUACGCCUUGAAGGCAUGACGAAAGAGGAGAUAGUUAGUGCUGUUGACUUACUGGAUAAUGUGUUUCCCGACUGGAAAGUAUGGAAAAGAGGUAAAUCAGAUGCGGAGCUAUUGUAG